UAUUGGUCACUUUGGAUUUCCCUAGCCAUAGCCGGCCUGAUUUGUCUCAUCCUCGUUGCGUCCGGUGUCUGUUGGCUGCAACGUGAGACCAAACCGGAGAUUCGUCGUGUCAUUCACAUUUCACAUCCAAAUGAUGAUGCUCAGUGGCCCGAAUCUUCUUGUCCCAAUAGUACCCAAUCGGCUUGGACCUCUUUGGUUUCCCGGUCGUUCGCAGUCAGCUCCGGUUAUAAGGAAACACUAUCGUGGCUCACACGGACCACAGCGGAUUCGGACGCCGAAAAGCCGGUCCUGGAACCUGCAGUCAAAUUUGAGACUGUUUGUUUGAACGGUUCGUUUCGUACACGCUUGAAAACGGCAUUGAGUCGUCGCAUCGCCCGCGCAACAAACAGACCCAGGAUGGGCAAAUAUGUGACCGCUCCGGAUGGCAUUUCCAAGGAAGAUUUGGCCACCAGCGAAUUGCUUCAAUCAAACAAAGAUUCCAAACUACACCAUUCGUUGGUUAGUGUAAACAGCCGUUUCAUGAAUUUCUAUUGCCUCGAAGCACCGGAUCCCGGUUAUGAACUUCCCCGGGAAAAUCUCCGUAUUGGCUCUUUCCUGGGUGGUGGGGCGUUCGGGAUGGUGUAUAGUGGUUUGGCAAAAGAUCUUCCUGGCCAGCUACCGGGAUCGCAGUCGGUUGCUGUGAAAACACUACGAGACAAUUUUGCAGAAAACGAUGUAAUAGAUUUGUUAAAGGAAAUGGACAUCAUGAAACAGCUACAAUACAACAAACACGUGAUCCAACUUCUGGCAGUUUGCACACAAAAAGGUUAA
Echinostoma caproni is the source of this 810-nucleotide messenger RNA. NCBI's taxonomy places the organism in Eukaryota, Metazoa, Platyhelminthes, Trematoda, Plagiorchiida, Echinostomatidae. The record is from the annotation of a GenBank genome assembly.